This is a messenger RNA of Echinostoma caproni, 2790 nucleotides long. Lineage: Eukaryota; Metazoa; Platyhelminthes; Trematoda; Plagiorchiida; Echinostomatidae. The record is from the annotation of a GenBank genome assembly.
AUGAUUCGGAACUACUUAUCUACUUUCCUACACUACAAACGGGCUUUCAUCCUCUUGACAGUCACAUUCACGCUGUUAUUUUUGGGAAUCAAUUUGUUGUUAGUUCCCACACCGAAUGUGACCCAUAUGAGUUACACAGCCCGCACUCAGUUCUGUGCACCAAAUCCUCUAGACCGAGAUCAGGCCGCUCGUGGACAUGUGUGGCUGACUGCUUCUAAUUUGCCGUUUCUAGUGGAUGAAUUGAUGCGAAUCAACCUUUCGGUUCGAAAUGAACUAGUUGAGUUGGAUCAACGACGGCGUGAUUUGCUUGCUGGUGUUGCAGCCGCACAAGCUCAAGUCGAACAUGUACGCUCGUUGCUGUAUGAACAUAGCCGACAAUUUAUGCGUUUACGGGCCGCGUUGCAUUCUUAUGAGUUGUCAUUACGCGAUAAACACUCGUCUGACCUGGGAGUAUUGCAUCAGCCAUGGCCCAUAGGUCAUAUCAAAGACGAGCAGCAGCAUCAAGUGACGCCGAGGAUCUCUAUCCCAUUGAAAUCGUGCACAUUGAACAGUUGCUUGAACUGGAACAAUUGUCCAGUGAAUUCGUUUCUUCGAGUUUGCAGACCACACAUUGACCCUAUGGCUAGUUCGGGUCUAUGGGUCAAGGAAUUUAUGCGGUCCAAUCAUUUUAUUUCUGAUUGUUCCGACCGACGUCACCAAGUCUGUUUGCAUGUCGCAUUUACUGUGACUGAAGCACAAAACUGUAUAUUAAAAACCGGCCGGUCUAAUCCAACUACAUGUCUAGUGAUUCUCACGGAACUAGCUCAGGCAGAGGAUCUUCUUCAUGGUCGAGAACAAGGACAUGCAUUUCUCCUGGCCGCUCCGUACUUUUUGUCUGGAAGUCAUUUUCAUUUCAGUCUGGAUUUCUUUCUCCCAGUUCCAUUUGAUCGAAUGGAACGAGGAUUUGGCCUAAACCAGUCCAGUCCACCACCACACCUGAUUCCGGGGUCUCGUUCCCACUUGCUCGGAUUUUCCGCGGGACGAUCCAUACCGCACACGGUUGUUGCUUUAUCCGAUGGUUUCGAAUCGGUCGUGUUGCACUCACUAAAAAAACUAUCCGAAUCCUCGGCACAACUUGGUUAUCGUUUGUCCAUGUACGAAACACAAUCCGAACUAUUGACCUGUUGGCCGUCAGACAUGAGACAGGUGUUCUCCAACCAUAUGUUCGCCGAGAGAGAUUGGUUCCCCUGCAGUGAUGCUGUGCAGCUACUGUCCAAAUCCACGUUCGGUUUGGUUCUUCGCGCGAACGCCUUGGCCUCAACGGAACUACCCGCCUCACUGGGUUGGAAUGUUCAGCUAGUGCUCUGUUUAGCCACCGGCGCAAUACCUGUGCUUCUUGGACCUGGUCCUUUACCUUUCGGAGAAGCUAUCCCAUCCGAACUGUGGUCUCGUGCCAUACUUCGUCUACCGAUUGCACGCGUUUCCCAAUUGACAGGGAUCCUGCAAUCCAUUCCAGAGCAUCAUCGUGUUGAGAUGCGCAGACAGGGCCAGAUCAUCUAUCGCCGUUACUUUCAAGGUGUUCCAGCUCAAGUCAACUCGUUACUGUUGGCCGUAGGUCGACGUCUCGGUCUUCCCCAACCUCCAGCACCGGCUUGGUCUUCACGACCGGCUUUUUCCCAUUCCGAUUUCAGUCCGUCCAAAUACUAUCAGGUUCCUGCUCAAUCCACCUAUCAGACUGAUUUGGAUGAUUUUCUUGGUCCGGUUGGACCGACCCAACCGUCACUGCGGUUUCAGGCCAAUUUCACUGACCCCGGUGGUGCAGCUCAUCUCGGGUUGGUCAGUGUGGACGGUGCCGAUCGAAUUAUUCAUCCUUUCUGGUCCUAUCCGUCCACACCGUGGGACGUACCGAUGCCCUCGGAUGCUGCGCACAGUCCAAAUGCACGAACCAAUCACGGACUCCGUCCGAUCAAUCACACUAUCAACUUAGCUGGUUUUGAGUUCAAUAUGAAUUUGGGUGGAACGUUUCCGUACGAGCAGUUCACUAUUGUUAUGCUAACUUACGACCGUUUCGAAAUUGCCUGUCGCACCUUGGAAGGCUUGCUAAACCUGCCAUACGUGCAUUCUGUGGUGGUUGUGUGGAACCACCCGGUUCCUCCUCGAUCCGAUCUAGCCUGGCCGCAACUCCAUGUUCCGAUCAAAGUAGUUCACAUGCAUAACAACAGUCUCAACAAUCGAUUUUUGCCACACGAUGUGAUCGAAACGGACUGUAUUUUGUCUGUGGAUGAUGAUAUCCAAUUGCGUCAUGAUGAAAUUGUGUUUGGAUUUCGGAUUUGGCGUGAGAAUCGUGAUCGGCUCGUUGGAUUUCCGGCUCGAGCGCAUUUCUGGAAUGCGACCACACGCGAAUGGUACUACAAUUCGGACUACACAUGCGAGUUCUCGAUGGUUCUGACCGGUGCCUCGUUUUUCCAUAAGUAUUACACCUACGCUUAUACAUGGGAGAUGCCAAGCCAAAUUCGUGAAAUGGUCGAUCGACAUUUCAACUGUGAGGAUCUGGCCAUGAAUUUCCUAGUUGCACAUCUCACCCGAAAACCACCGAUUAAAGCAACUAUACAUUGGUCGUUUACUUGUCCGUAUUGUGCGAAAACUCUACAUGAUCAACCGGGGCAUUAUGAGACUCGAUCGAAGUGCCUGAAUCACUUGACCGCAUGGUAUGGAUACAAUCCUCUGUUGUACAGUCAGUAUCGAGCGGAUUCACUUCUGUUUAAGACCCGCAUCCCGAGCACGAAACAGAAAUGCUACAAGUUUAUCUAA